Molecule: messenger RNA, 1145 nt
Organism: Daucus carota subsp. sativus
Lineage: Eukaryota; Viridiplantae; Streptophyta; Magnoliopsida; Apiales; Apiaceae
Product: triosephosphate isomerase, cytosolic
Exons: 9
Coding region: 121-885 (254 amino acids)
Biological process (GO): glycerol catabolic process; glycolytic process; gluconeogenesis
Cellular component (GO): cytosol
Molecular function (GO): triose-phosphate isomerase activity
Source: RefSeq, a predicted model, not a curated record
UAUUAUAUAAACAGCUGCACAAUAAAAUUAAACCCUCUGCCAACAACUAUCACUCAGACUUUAUCAUUGUUAUUAUCACUCACACAAAUCACCUCUCUUUUUAUCAUCUCUCUUGUGAAAAUGGCCAGAAAGUUCUUCGUCGGCGGCAACUGGAAAUGCAACGGUACCUUGGAUGAGGUUAAGAAGAUCGUGGCUAUGCUUAAUGAAGGCGCAGUGCCAUCCCCUGAUGUUGUUGAGGUUGUGGUGAGCCCGCCAUUUGUGUUUCUUCCAACAGUACAAAGUUCGUUGAAAUCUGAUUUUCAGGUUGCAGCCCAGAAUUGUUGGGUCAAGAAAGGAGGUGCUUUCACUGGUGAAGUGAGUGCUGAGAUGCUUGCUAAUCUGGGCGUUCCAUGGGUCAUUCUUGGUCACUCUGAAAGGAGAGCUCUUCUAGGUGAAUCUAAUGAGUUUGUUGGAGAUAAGGUUGCAUAUGCUCUUUCUCAAGGUUUGAAAGUUAUUGCAUGUGUUGGGGAGACUCUAGAGCAGAGGGAAUCUGGAAGUACAAUGGAGGUUGUUGCUGCUCAAACUAAGGCGAUUGCAGAUAAAAUAUCAAGCUGGGAUAAUGUUGUUUUGGCUUAUGAACCAGUAUGGGCUAUUGGAACUGGCAAGGUUGCAAGUCCUGCUCAGGCUCAAGAAGUACAUUUGGAAUUGAGGAAAUGGCUUCAAGGGAAUGUCAGUCCUCAAGUGGCUGAGAAGACCAGAAUUAUCUAUGGAGGCUCUGUAAAUGGUGGUAAUUGCAAGGAAUUGGGUGGACAAGCUGAUGUGGACGGAUUUCUAGUUGGUGGAGCUUCCCUCAAGCCCGAAUUCAUUGAUAUCAUCAAGGCUGCUGAGGUCAAGAAAAGUGCUUAAGCAUGUUCUCCAACACCAGUUAAAUUUUGAAGUUUAUGCUAGUCGAGCUUCUUACAUAAAACCCCUUCUAAGGAUUUGUCUUGUCCAAUUAUAUUCUGGGCAAUACUUUAAAUCUGUUUCAUGUUUGAAUAAAUCUUUCUGUUAAUUAUAGCCAACCUAAUGUUGCUAUGGAUGGGAAAUUUUCUGUAAUAUGAGAAAAUGAUGUUACUGAUAACACUUAUCUUCGAUGAUCAAGAGUUGUGACUUAGUUUUCCUGGAUC